Messenger RNA from Colletotrichum chrysophilum, 1335 nucleotides. RefSeq lists its product as uncharacterized. The record is from RefSeq and is a predicted model, not a curated record. The transcript has a single exon. Bases 1 to 1335 code for a protein of 444 amino acids. Lineage: Eukaryota; Fungi; Ascomycota; Sordariomycetes; Glomerellales; Glomerellaceae.
AUGCCUCCCGACUACAUGAGAGCUUAUGGUCGGUUCAUCGAAGCAAUCAAGGUUGCCCUCAACGAAUAUAACAUGAGCUCUGGCGAAACCCCUCUCAAGUUUGUCGGCCCAAUCCUCACACCCAACAACAAGAUUGGCGAGAUCCGCAUCGUCGAAGACACUGAGCCGGAGGAAGACGAGGAUUCGGGCAUCGGAAUGGAGUCGGAGUCGCUUUCCCAAGACAGACUUGCCGCCACAAUGAAGAGCAGACCCCCUUCUUUGUCUCCGAUGAGGGAAUUUCCACGGUUGACAAGACCGAGAUUUAUCUCCUCGGCUGGUGAGAAUGAAUCCGAGCCUAUGAUGAUCGACACCUCACCGGAAGCCAUGUACAUGACACUGGCGCGUUCACAAGGCGGAAUUGCGAACUCUCCUCCUCAACGCAACAGAAUUCGGCAGCUACAUGACGUGGACAACUUCGACUGGGAAUCCAGCCCUACGAUCGCGGAAUGCUCGUUUACGGCGAGUAACCCCGAAAUCCAUGAGGAGGCCGCCUUCAACCGAUUUAUUCGAGAUCGCUCACAAGCUCCAACGCCGAAUGCCUUCGUUCAGGCACAGCACGCUACUACAGUCGAGCCGAAAGUCACCAGGGAGGAUUCCUUCAUUGAAACCGAAGAUGAGGUGGGAAAGGAUGCCAUGACUCUGGGCGUUUGCGACUCUCACCAGGCAGACGACGAGAACGGAGACAGUGCUACCCUUGACGCCGUUAGUGACGACGAUGUUGACAAGUUCCUCAGCGACCAUUGCCAGGAAGACGAAGAGAACGGAGGCAGUGCCACCCUCGAUGUGCUCAGCGACGGCGACGCUGACAACGUCCUCAGCGACCCCGAUGUUGACAAUCCGCAGAGCACCACCGAAGACGUUGGAAAGACGGUUGUCAUGGUCAUCGACAGCGACACCUCCAGCGAUGACAGCGACGAGGACUCCGAGCACAGCAUCUACAAGCCAUCCAUCCACAACUCUCCCUCCGAAAAGGAUUCCCUGCUUCGCUUGCGACGCUCGACGCCUCUCAGCCCAAACUUCCUCGAAAACGACGACGCCAGGGAAAUGCCACCACCUCCUCGCGCAUACUCAAUUGAUAGACGCUCCGCUACCUCCCCUGUUCGGAAUCUGAUCCGGCCGGGGCCUGUCCGUCGACCCAAAGUAUGGCGCCCUACGCUCUGGACGCCAAUUGACAGGUUCACUCCAACCCAGCGGAUGGAAUUCGACGGGGCCCUGCGUCACUCGCUUGCUACUGCCACCCGUGGUACGACCGUCUGGAACGGUCUCUUCAACGGCUCUCGGGAGUGGGACGAUUGA